AUGGCGCACCGGGGAACCCCAAGCGCCCCGAAGCGUCCUGGCCUCACCGUCCUGGCUCCGAGCUCCCAUGCUCCACCGCCGCCGCGCUGGCCGCGCUUGUGGCCGCUGCCGCUGCCUCUGCCGCUGCUGCUGUUAGUGCUGGUGGCUGCCUGCGGGGCGGCGGGGCGCUCCCCCCAGUCCGGGAGCCUGGGUCCCAGCGUGCAGGUCACCCGGCUGCUGCACGCGGGACGCCCGAAGUCCGACGAUCGCGAGGAUCCUCAGACACGAGAAUCCGAGCCCAGCGCUCCGGGUCAUGGUCCGGGUCUUGCUUCGGGUCCCAGCGCAGAUGGCGUCCCAGCUCCGGGCAAGGGGCGCAGGGCGCGGGCGGCGCCCGUGGCCAGUUCUGCCUCGCGCGUGCAGGUCUCGCUCAUCAGCACGUCGUUCGUGCUCAAGGGGGACGCGACACACAACCAGGCAAUGGUGCACUGGACAGGAGAGAACAGCAGCGUCAUCUUGAUCCUGACGAAGUACUACCAUGCAGAUGGGAAGGUUCUGGAAAGUUCUCUGUGGCGGUCCUCAGAUUUUGGGACAACCUACACCAAGCUUACUCUCCAGCCUGGUGUCACCACUGUCAUUGACAACUUCUAUAUUUGCCCAGCCAACAAGAGAAAGAUCAUCCUGGUGAGCUCGUCCCUUGGUGACCGGGAGCAGAGCAUCUUCCUCAGCACCGAUGAGGGUGCCACCUUCCAGAAGUAUCCUGUCCCCUUCCUCGUAGAGACCCUCCUUUUCCACCCAAAGGAGGAGGACAAGGUUCUUGCCUACACCAAGGACAGCAAGCUGUAUGUGUCGACUGACCUGGGGAAGAAGUGGACACUUCUACAGGAACGGGUGACCAAGGACCACGUAUUCUGGGCUGUGUCUGGGGUGGACGCCGACCCCAAUCUGGUCCACAUGGAAGCACAGGACCUCAGUGGAGGCUGUCGGUACUUCACCUGCCUGAUCCACAACUGCUCAGCUCAGCCCCCCACAUCACCCUUCGCUGGCCCCAUCGACCGUGGCUCCCUGACUGUGCAGGAUGAGUACAUCUUUCUGAAGGCGACAUCAACAAACAGAACCAAAUACUAUGUCUCCUAUCGCCGCAGCAACUUUGUCCUGAUGAAGCUACCCAAGUAUGCCCUGCCCAAGGACCUGCAGAUCAUCAGCACGGAUGAGCAGCAGGUGUUCGUGGCCGUACAGGAGUGGAACCAGGUGGACACCUACAACCUGUACCAGUCAGACCUGCGCGGAGUGCGCUACUCACUGGUGCUGGAGAAUGUGCGCAGCUCGAGGCAGGCCGAGGAGAAUGUGAUCAUCGACAUCCUCGAGGUCAGAGGUGUGAAGGGAGUCUUCUUGGCAAACCAGAAAGUGGACGGCAAGGUGACAACACUCAUAACCUAUGACAAGGGCCGUGACUGGGAUUAUCUGAGGCCACCCAGCACCGACAUGAAUGGGAAGCCCACCAACUGCCAGCCGCCGGACUGCCACCUGCACCUACACCUGCGCUGGGCAGAUAACCCCUAUGUUUCAGGCACGGUGCACACCAAAGACACGGCUCCUGGCCUCAUCAUGGGCGCAGGUAACCUGGGCUCGCAGCUGGUGGAGUAUAAAGAGGAAAUGUACAUCACCUCUGACUGUGGGCACACCUGGCGGCAGGUCUUCGAGGAAGAACACCAUGUCCUCUACCUGGACCACGGCGGUGUCAUUGCUGCCAUCAAGGACACAUCCAUCCCCCUGAAGAUCCUCAAGUUCAGCGUGGAUGAGGGCCACACUUGGAGCACACACAACUUCACUAGCACCUCCGUGUUCGUGGAUGGACUUCUGAGUGAGCCAGGGGACGAGACGCUGGUCAUGACGGUCUUCGGCCACAUCAGCUUCCGCUCUGACUGGGAGCUGGUCAAGGUGGACUUUCGACCCUCCUUCCCCAGACAGUGUGGCGAGGAUGACUACAGCUCUUGGGACCUCACUGACCUCCAGGGUGAUCACUGCAUCAUGGGCCAGCAGAGAAGUUACCGGAAAAGAAAGCCCACGUCCUGGUGUGUCAAGGGGAGGAGCUUCACAUCGGCACUCACAUCACGUGUGUGCAAGUGCCGGGACUCUGACUUCCUCUGUGACUACGGGUUUGAGCGCUCAUCUUCCUCUGAGUCCACUGCCAACAAGUGCUCCGCUAACUUCUGGUUCAACCCCUUGUCCCCUCCUGAAGACUGUGUCCUGGGCCAGACCUACACCAGUAGUCUUGGGUACCGGAAGGUGGUGUCCAAUGUGUGCGAAGGUGGUGUGGACCUGCAGCAGAGCCCCGUGCAGCUGCAGUGCCCCCUGACAGCACCCCGGGGCCUGCAGGUGAGCAUCCGCGGAGAUGCAGUGUCUGUGCGGCCUAGAGAAGAUGUGCUGUUUGUGGUGCGGCAGGAACAGGGCGAUGUCCUGACCACUAAGUAUCAGGUGGAUCUCGGGGAUGGCUUCAAGGCCAUGUACGUGAACCUCACUCUGACAGGCGAGCCCAUCCGGCACCACUACGAGAAUCCUGGCAUCUACCGGGUGUCUGUCAGGGCUGAGAACAUGGCGGGCCAUGACGAGGCCGUGCUCUUUGUCCAGGUCAACUCCCCCCUGCAGGCCCUCUACCUCGAGGUAGUCCCUGUCAUUGGCAUCAACCAGGAGGUGAACCUCACAGCUGUGCUGCUGCCCAUGAACCCUAACCUCACUGUCUUCUACUGGUGGAUUGGCCACAGCUUGCAGCCUCUGCUUUCCCUGGACAACUCGGUGACAACGCGAUUUACAGAUGCUGGGGACGUGCGUGUGACGGUGCAGGCUGCCUGUGGGAACUCGGUACUGCAGGACUCCAGGGUCAUCCGUGUCUUGGCUCAGUUCCAGGUGGUGCCUCUGCAGUUCUCCAGGGACCUGGACACCUUUAACCCCAACACUCCCGAGUGGAGGGAGGACGUGGGGCUGGUGGUCACCCGGCUUCUCUCCAAGGAAACCAGCAUCCCUGAGGAGCUGCUGGUGACCGUGGUAAAGCCAGGGCUGCCCACCAUAGCGGACCUGUAUGUGCUCCUGCCCCCUCCCAGGCCCACGAGGAAGAGGAGCCUCACAAGUGACAAGAGACUCGCAGCUGUGCAGCAGGCACUGAACUCCCAUAGGAUCAGCUUCAUCCUUCGAGGAGGGCUCCGUAUCCUGGUGGACCUGAGGGACACAGAUGAAGGUCCUCAGAGGCCAAGUGGCAGUGGUGGCUACUGGGCUGUGGUGGUCCUCUUUGUCAUUGGGCUCUUUGCAGUGGGAGCGUUCAUCCUCUACAAGUUCAAAAGGAAACGCCCGGGCAGGACGGUGUACGCCCAGAUGCACAACGAGAAGGAACAGGAGAUGACGAGUCCCGUGAGCCACAGUGAGGAUGCCCAGAGUACCAUGCAGGGCAACCACUCGGGUGUGGUCCUGAGCAUCAACUCUCGUGAGAUGCACAGCUACCUGGUGGGCUGAUGGCAGCAGCUGGCCAGGACACUCUCUUCCUGCUUCCUCCACAGAGGGCGCAGGAUCACCAGUGCAGCUGGAAUGACGUCCCCCUUGAGACCCGUGGAAAGGUCAUCUCCUCUAGCUGUCCCCACUCAGAGGACAGACACCUCUCCCUGUCAGUCCCAGCUGGCCCAUGGGGUCCCGGGGCAGCCGACUCAUGACCCACCUGGACACAGGCCUGUGGUGCCACACCAAGUCCCCACCCUUGACUCUGAGGCAUCACAGCCCCCAGACCUGAACAUGCUGCCCUAGCCUGGUUUCUCCCAGCCCAUACCUAGGGUGACUCCGUAGCCACCCCCAACACCAGACUUGUAGACCUGUUAGCCCAGGCCCACAGUCCCUGCAGAGGACCCCAGAGCCAGGAAGUCUACGGGCCAGGCCUGCUCAGCAUCCCCCUCCAGGCAGCCACUCUCUCCACUGCAGGGUGGCACCUGCCUCGGUAGAGCUAUUUGAGUCUGGGGGCUCUUUCUUUUAACUUUCUGUUUUCAAGGCCAGGCAAUAGAAGCCAUCUAAGAUCGGUCAGAAUCCCACUCUCAGAAACCCUUAUUUAGGAUGCCCAGGGCUGGGUUUAGAGGGGCAAAG
This is a messenger RNA of Arvicola amphibius (Eurasian water vole), 4098 nucleotides long. RefSeq names its product sortilin related VPS10 domain containing receptor 2 (gene Sorcs2). Gene Ontology annotation, molecular function: protein binding. The record is from RefSeq and is a predicted model, not a curated record. Gene Ontology annotation, cellular component: membrane. Lineage: Eukaryota; Metazoa; Chordata; Mammalia; Rodentia; Cricetidae.